GUGUGACGAGCUGUAAGGUUGGGUUGCCGGUUAUACUGUAGGUAACCGCAGCGCAAUGGAUCAUCAAGUAUAGACAGGUUUAGAUAAGAUUAUUCUGAGUGUGUUAAAGUCUUAUUAAUUUGUCCAUUGGAAUACGGAUCGUGCAGGCGGCAAUUAAGAUGUCUGGCUUCGAUGAGAAUCCUUUCGGAGAACCGAAUACUAACGAUCCGUUUGCGGAUCCUGCAAUCAGGAGAGCUGUAUCCUCUACUCCUGCUAACAGAGGUCUAGAGGACUACAAUCCCUUCGCUGAACAAGGUUCACAAGGCACAGCGCAAGUCAGAGGUGCUACCAAUCCACCUAUUUAUGGUGGACUAGGAGCAACACAGCAACCUGCUACGCUUCAGCCUUCGAGUCAGGAUCCUCCUGCAGCUAACUAUGCCCGCACCCCACAGCAGACAGUGAAUACAUCACUUGGACCCACAUUGUCUCCUACCUCAGAUCAAAGAUCAGAACCAGAAUGGAAGGCGAGAACAGAAGAAGACAUGAGGAAUACAGCAUAUUAUCCAAGGAGAAAUAACUGGCCACCCUUACCUGAGAAAUGUUGCUUCCAACCCUGUUUCCACCAGGACAUUGAUGUGGAAAUUCAUACUGAUUUUCAAAAAGUAGUCAGGCAAUUGUAUCGGCUAUGGAUGUUUCACGGCUGUGUCUUAAUCCUAAAUGUUCUUGGUGGAUUCAUACUAAUUGUGUCUAACGAAGGAUUUUCGACGUUCGGUCUUGGAGUAUUAUAUCUCAUACUUUUCACACCAUUCUCAUUUCUAUGUUGGUUUAGACCAGCAUACAAGGCUUUCAAGAACGAUAGCUCUUUUAACUUCAUGGUAUUUUUUUUCGUCUUUUUCUUUCAAUUAAUCGUGACAGCUAUUCAGGCAAUAGGUAUCCCUGGAUCGGGAACUUGCGGUCUCAUAACAGCUAUCACGAUGUUUGACUCAUCAGCUAAAGGAGUAUUCGUUGGCCUUAUAUUGCUUGUUAUUGCAAUUUGUUUCGUCCUUGCCGCGUGCGGUGAUCUCCUACUAUUAACUAAGAUCCAUCGCAUUUAUCGUUCAUCGGAUGCGAGCGUUACGAAAGCACAACAGGAAUUUGCAACAACUUUCUUACGCAAUGAACACGUGCAACAUGCGGCGAGUAACGUCGCUGCCACUGCUGUCCGCGCCCAAAUGGCCAAUGCUGCUAACCAACCACGCUAUUAAUGCGAAUCGCUAGUGUCCAAGACUUACUCUUCAGGUAUUCUGACGUUUUACCGUUCAGUAAGCCGAUAUAUCGUCUUGGUUUCGAUGCAACUAACAUGCGUCACGUGAAUUAUAAUGUUCCAUAGAAACUCUAUUCUUGCAUUGAAGUUAUAUCUAUCUACGUGUAGAGUCAUUUCUAACCCAUGGUGCGUUAUCAGUUAUCAUUCGUACAUAUUUCGUCGUCGAAAAAAUUGUUCCUUUGACUUUUGGUGAAAGUCGGAUUUCAAUAUUCUCGGUGAUCUAACAUUUAUUUAAUGCUUUAUCAUUUUGCAUCUCCUUUUCUCCUUUAAUAGUAUUCGAAAUUUAUUAACACAGUAUUGCGUGUCUCCGUAUUAUUGUCUGACGCAUGAUCUGUAUGUAUAUCAUUUUUCAUUUGAAUCGAUUGAAAAUGAGUCAAAAUAAUUUAUCAUCUAGUGGAAAAACAAGAUAUGGGUAAUAAUCAUAUCACUAAUUCGUACUGUAUUGCUUCUAUAUGCAUCAAUACAUUUGCUAGCUUUUGUAUUUUAGUAGCGACUUCGAUCAUGAUCUAAUCAUGCACGGCUUCAUAUAAAACGGGAGAUUAUUCAGUUUGCCGAAAAUCAAAAUAAUUUUACUAGUACACACUCACAGUUAUGUUGUAUGUCUACGAGUUUAGAGUUCAAUUCCUUAACCGUUGUUUCAUGUGAAGUUAAUCAUGAAUUAUAUGUAAAUCAGGCAUCUUUUUAUCUAUCCUAAUUACGUCUUAUACAUUCCUUGCAACGUGUAAUAUAUGGCCUUUCUUUAUUAAGUAAUUGUUAUUUAGAUCCAUAAAAUAUUCUAUGAAUUUGUAAAGUCUAAACUAUAUAUAUUAUAUAUACAUACAUCUAAGGAAUACGUUGAAAAAGAAAACAGAUGAAUCUUACGUAUUUUUAAUUAUUUAUUAAUUACCGAUAAAUUAUUUAUAGAGUACCAAAAUUGGGUUAUAUCGUUGCCGUUACUUUCUUGGGUAUAUCUAAACGUCUCAAUGAACUGGAAAAUUUAUGUCAAGUAAAAUGUUCGGGAAUAUAGGAAAAUGAGAGGUCGAAGGCCCUUUGUUAUUUAUUGAGACUUUAAUUAAACAAAUCAUACGUUCUAAAUGUAUUUUUACGUACACGACACUUUAAAUUAAUUAUAAUAAUUAUUACACACCAUUAUUACAUAGAAAUGAACAAUAGAAUACAUUAUUUUGUGUAAAAGGAAAGACAGAAAUGUUAUUUAAAUUUUAUAAAUACGCGCUGAUACAUUUAUACUUGUGUAAGCAGCAAAAGGAAAAGUGACAAAUAAACAUUUUGUUUACUUACA
Messenger RNA from Ceratina calcarata, 2561 nucleotides. RefSeq names its product secretory carrier membrane protein (gene Scamp). Gene Ontology annotation, biological process: protein transport. The transcript is spliced from 8 exons. Gene Ontology annotation, cellular component: trans-Golgi network membrane; recycling endosome membrane. Lineage: Eukaryota; Metazoa; Arthropoda; Insecta; Hymenoptera; Apidae. Bases 159 to 1223 code for a protein of 354 amino acids. The record is from RefSeq and is a predicted model, not a curated record.